CUUCUCAUAGUCAUCAUGAAGGAAAAAGAAAAGGGGAAAGAAAAACGUGAGAAUCCCAUGAAGGAGGUUCGAAUUCGAAAACUUUGUCUUAAUAUUUGUGUUGGAGAAUCUGGUGACAGACUUACUCGAGCAGCCAAGGUGUUGGAACAGUUGACUGGUCAACAACCUGUUUUUUCGAAAGCUCGUUAUACAGUGAGAUCCUUUGGUAUUCGUAGGAAUGAAAAAAUUGCUGUGCACUGUACUGUCCGUGGGCCUAAAGCUGAGGAGAUCUUAGAGAAGGGCCUCAAGGUACGAGAGUAUGAACUGCGAAAGGAUAACUUCUCAGACACUGGAAACUUUGGGUUUGGCAUACAAGAACAUAUUGACUUGGGAAUUAAGUAUGACCCAAGUAUUGGUAUUUAUGGCUUAGACUUCUAUGUGGUCCUUGGACGUCCUGGGUUUGACAUUGCCCAUCGAAGGAGGAGGAAGAGUACCAUCGGUGCAAAACAUAGAGUUGUAAAGGAAGAAGCUAUGAAGUGGUUUCAACAGAAGUAUGAUGGCAUUAUCCUCCCAAGCAAGAGUGGAAAGUAAACUGAAUUUCAUACUUGUGUAUCAUUAAGCUCGAAAUAAAUAAUUUUUGGGGCAAA
This is a messenger RNA of Limulus polyphemus (Atlantic horseshoe crab), 626 nucleotides long. RefSeq names its product 60S ribosomal protein L11 (gene RpL11). The coding region runs from base 16 to 570 and encodes 184 amino acids. The record is from RefSeq and is a predicted model, not a curated record. Gene Ontology annotation, cellular component: cytosolic large ribosomal subunit; ribosome. Gene Ontology annotation, molecular function: RNA binding; structural constituent of ribosome. Lineage: Eukaryota; Metazoa; Arthropoda; Merostomata; Xiphosura; Limulidae. The transcript is spliced from 5 exons. Gene Ontology annotation, biological process: translation.